AUGGAUAUUCAAAUAGGAGAGGAUCAUAUUGGAGCACAAAGCCAAAUCCGAGACAGUCAUGAUAUCCGAAAGUUGUUGCAAAUGAAGGACUUGGUCAAAAAAUUUCUCAAAUGUAAGAUUGGAGAUGGAAGUAUUGCUCUAUUUUGGUAUGAUAACUGGAGCGGCCUUGGUGAUCUUCUUUGCUACAUCGGUGAGGAGGGACCAAGACUACUUAGAAUUCCGCUGAAUGGGAGAGUUUGUGACGCUAUCUCAAAUGGAAGUUGGCUGCUACCUGGUGCUAGAUCUCAAAGGAUUCAGGAUCUCUACGUUAAAUUAUUGGACUUACAGGUACCGGAUCAGAAUGCAGGAGCAGAUGAAUAUGAGUGGAUGGCUGCUGAAAAUGUGUAUUCACAGCACUUUUCAGCUCCCAAAACCUGGAAACUUAUGCGUGAAGUGUUCUCUAAAGUCGAAUGGGCUCAUAUGGUUUGGUUCAAACAAGCGACGCCAAGGAGGAAGAAUCUCACUACCACCUGUUUUUUCGAUGCCCCUUCAGUUCAGAGAUCUGGAAAGUGUUGGCCGAGCAGAUUUGGCAACAACCUCCCGACGACUUACCAAGUUGUAGGACUUGGGUAG
This is a messenger RNA of Tarenaya hassleriana, 612 nucleotides long. RefSeq lists its product as uncharacterized. The transcript is spliced from 2 exons. Lineage: Eukaryota; Viridiplantae; Streptophyta; Magnoliopsida; Brassicales; Cleomaceae. The record is from RefSeq and is a predicted model, not a curated record. The coding region runs from base 1 to 612 and encodes 203 amino acids.